GCUGCCAGUGUGUGCGCGGCACCGCCCGCAAUGGACGUGGACGAGUCGCUGGUGGCGGUGGGCGAGUUCGGCUGCUACCAGAAGCAGCUGACCUGCACCUUCGUCCUCUUGCAGAUUUACGUGGCUUGUCAAUCAAUGCUGAUUGUGCUGGUGGGAGUACAGCCUGGCUAUAAGAUAAUUACACCGGAAGUUCCCAGUACACAUGAAGAACUAAUAAAACAUGUCGUAUUUGAGGAAGAUUUGACUUCAAUUGCAACAGAGUGGUACUUAAUCAGACAAGAAGCAUACAAAGUGAACUUGGCUGGAUCCUUGUUUUUCUUGGGCCUGCUCCUUGGUAACAUCUUAUUUGGACCAUUGUCUGACCGAUUUGGCAGGAAACCAAUCUUCCUUAUAGGCUUAUUCCUUGACGUCGUGUUUGGAUUCAUUUCAGCGAUCGCUCCUAAUUAUGAAAUCUUUGCCUUGACACGGCUUCUUGUCGGCAUUAUGAAUGGUGGAAUGUCUCUGGUGGCUUUUGUACUAACGCAGGAAUUUGUGGGAAAAUCCUACUGGGCUUUGACAGGGUCACUUACCAAUUUGGUGUUUGCUGUUGGAAUUGCAGCUUUCUCUGUUAUUGGUUAUUACAUCAGGGAUUGGCGUGUUCUCAUUGCUGCGGCCAAUUGUCCUGGAGUUCUGUUUAUCUUCCUUUUCAUUACAGUUCCAGAAUCACCACGGUGGUUGUACUCUCAGGGGAGGACUAAGGAAGCGGAGGAGGUAUUGCAAAAUAUUGCACACAGGAAUGGAAAUGAGAAGAUUUUUAUUCAACUGAAACCCUGUGCAGGAAGAAAGAAAAUUGGUCAACCUGCUCAUGGAGUUAUGGAGCUGGUGAGACAUCCUAUAUUGCGGUGGAGAAGUAUCAUCUUGAUGUAUGUAUGGUAUGUUUGCAGUCUUGUGUAUUACGGCCUGAUAUUGAAUGCUGGUGAACUGAAGGGCAACCGCUAUCUCAACAUCGCCAUGAAUGGUCUUGUGGAAUUGCCAGCAUUCCCCUUGUGCCUUUACUUCAUUAAUAAACCCUGGUCAGGGAGGCGCAAGACAAUGGCGGCAUUCCUGGUGUUUGCAGGGAUUGCCUGUAUAAGUACCAUAUUCCUGCCUGGGAAGCAAGACCUUGACACGGGAUUCUUGGUGGACGUCACCUCAUUAGCUCUGUGUGGAAAGCUGGCUGUCAGUGCCGCCUUUAACAUUGUAUAUGUUUUUACAGCAGAACUGUAUCCCACUGUGAUCAGGAAUGCUGGACUGGGAAUCUGUUCAAUGUCAUGCAGGGUUGGUGGGAUUCUGGCUCCUUUCGUACCAUCACUGAAAUCUUUAAAUCCAUCGAUGCCAUUUAUUGUCUUUGGGAUUGCUGGGCUGUCAGGAGGAAUUCUGAGUCUCCUUCUCCCAGAAACGUUAAACAAGCCAAUUGCAGAGUCCAUAGAAGAUCUUCAUUCUCCCGACUAUCAGAGGCUCGAAGACAAAAGGAAAAAAAGACUGCAACCACAGGAGGACACUGAGUCAUGAAGGCUGUAAGCUUAGAAAAGAGCCAUUGGGACUGAAACAAUGCCUCUUGUGGAAAAUAUUUUGAGAAAAAAACCGCACAUGUACAGUAUGUGGACUCUGGAAGAUACCACGGGAGGUUAUAUAUUCAGUCCAGAAGAACUUUUGAAAGUCACCUCUUUACGAUUAGUUGGCCAUUCUUCAUGACAAUUCAUUGUUAAGGGAGGACUUCCUAAAGCAAGAGAGAUUUACCUCAGUUAUUUAUUUAAUAGCGUUUGUUGGGUAACAAGUUAGGAAUAUUUUUGUGGCAUUUCUAAUUGUACAGUUUUGCAAGUAUUUUUACUUGUGAGCUGGAAUUUAUAAGUUUAAUAAUAUUGAGUAUUAGUUGUCGGAGUAAUAUGGUCUCAAAGUUUAUUUUUUACAUUGAGAGUAUUUGUAAAGUCCCCGGGAGAUAAGUAUCAACCUUAAAUGUAGAAUAUAAAUUGAAAACCUUGAGAGCUUAGCUCUAUUAACCUUUAAAUACAAAUUACAUUAUGACCGAAAGAUAUACAAUUGGGGUUGUAUGUACUGAGCGUACUUUAUGCUCACUCUACCUUGAAGGCUCCUAUUUAGAUGCUUAAGAUUUCUGAACAAGUAUAAUAUUAUCAAUUCUUUUCCAUCUUUUCUGUUUUUCUCCCACCUUGCACUUCUGAAUUAAGAACGCUGAAAUGUAGUUUAUAGGAAAAUUUUGUAUUGCAAGUAUAAUAGAUAUCUGUAUUUUAUUAAUUCCUCUGUCUUUUGGAUCUGCGAUUCAAAUGGCUUGCGUUGUAAUAUUGACAUUCUUGCACAAUUUUCUACAAACUCAAAACGUAAAUCUGCAAAACAUUGAAGGAUAUGGAGAGGUCAACUGUACUUUACCUCUAUUCUCCCCUGAUCAACUUGUGUUCUUACACUUUGCCUUCACUGAACAGUAUACCAACGUUUGAUGAUUUUUUAUGUGUUCCUUUCAAUCUUGAAUGUGUUUUAGCAUCUUUUCCGAGGGUUGACAUUUCAUGUGCAAUAUUACCAUAGAAAUAUAUGUUGGUGGUUUUAUGCUUAACAACAUAUUACUGAUUUUGAAAGACCAUCCCAACUCAGGAUACUAUUCAUUUAUGGCAUCAGGAUAUAUUAACAUUUGUCAGCCACAUAGACUGUGACUUGAUUGUUGUUCUGAUGUUCAUAUACAAACAGCUUGGGUCGGUCCCCUACCAGAAGCUUGCUUGUAAGAGCACCACUGACAAUAACCAGCAGCUGUGCACUUAUAAGUAUCUCGAGAUUGAAAACCAUUCAAAUGUCCAUUGAAAUAUCCUUCUCGAAUGGAAAACCCAUUCAAUUCUCAACAAAAUUAAUCCUCGAUCAAGGAACAACAUGAAUGGUGGAGUAGACUUGAUGGACCAAAUGGCGUAAUUCUAUUCCUAUGCCUUAUGACCCAAAGCUGGCAGAUGAAUUCCGUGGCAAUGAAAAGAAACCUAGAUACUGGAUCCUGUAGGGCACAUAUACAUAGAGGCCUGGCGCACUCAUGCCAAUGUUGGAGCGAGAUUCCGAGGAAUAAUGCAGGUAAAAUAAAGUUUUUAAUUUUUAAAAGAUUUAUUCAGAAGAUCAGAUCCUUUGCAAAAGAAAAAUAAUACAGUUGUAUGUACAUUUUAACUAAUCUAAUUGAUUUUUUUCUUCUGAGUGCUUCAGUUGCCUUGGUGAUGAAAGCAGCACAUUUUACACUAGCGAUUUACACAAUACACUAUGCUUCAUUCAUUGUCAAUGAUUAUUCAUUGCGUUUACACUAAAUGACUGGUUCCUGUGCUAUUUCUAUGCCUCAUAGAAACAUAGAAAAUAGGUGCAGGAGGAGGCCAUUCGGCCCUUUGAGCCAGCACCGCCAUUCAUUGCGAUCAUGGCUGAUCGUCCCCAAUCAAUAACCCGUGCCUGCCUUAUCCACAUAUCCCUUGAUUCCACUAGCCCCUAGAGCUCUAUCUAACUCGUUCUUAAAUCCAUCCAGUGAUUUGGCCUUCACUGCCCUCUGUGGCAGGGAAUUCCACAAAUUCACAACUCUCUGGGUGAAAACGUUUUUUCUCACCUCGGUCUUAAAUGGCCUCCCUUUUAUUCUAAGACUGUGGCCCCUGGUUCUGGACUCGCCCAACAUUGGGAACAUUUUUCCUGCAUCUAGCUUGUCCUCAAAUGGAAUCAUGGAUGAUGCAUUUUUUUCAAAGGCAGAAAAGCCCAUUGAGGUAUCAGUAAUAAAUCAUGUAGGUUUUCUGCAAUAAUAACAUUCCACAGUGAUGAAGCCAUUCAUUUUUGUAAAGUUGCAAAGAUCUUGAAAAGAAAGAAUGAGUGCUGGCAAAAUUAUGUUUUUUAGCUUUAAAUGGUUUCAGUUCAAAGAUACAGCUUGGAGACAGGCUCUUCAGCCCAUCGAAAACGUGCCGAUCAACAAUAACGUGUACACUAAUUCUAUCCUACACACUAGGGACAAUUUACGAAGCCAAUUAACCUCCAAACCUGCACGUCUUUGGAAUGUGGGAGGAAACCAAUGCACCUGGAGAAAACCUAACCAGUCAAGGAGAAAGUACAAACUCUGUACAGACAGCACCCAUAGUUAGGAUCAAACUCGGGUCUCUAGCGCUGUAAAGCAGCAACUCUACUGCUUUGCUGUCCCUGAACAGGAAAUUUGGGGAGUGAAACAGCACUGCAUUUAAACUGCAAAAUCUUGGUCCGAGUAAAUGUGAAUGAUCUAAGCUGAGCAAAAGGGAGGACUCACAAAUAGUCAAUGGAGAGAGAAAAUUGACCUGACCCUAAUUGCUUUUCAAGAUCUCCUGUGGAACCUGCAUUAGAAUUUAGGACAGCUGAUGGGAAUGACAACCAAUUGGCUAGUGAUAUGGAGAAUGCUGGACCCAAAUGAUCUUGCAGCUCCAUAGUCACAGUUCCAGCAUUGGCCAGAGGAGAAAGGACAAAUGUCAUAAGGAAGAGAACUGCGGAAAAUGGGAAAACAAAGAUGCAAUUGGACCAGUGCAGACAAAUGAUAUUUCAUCAGUUGCAAUUUUGUACAUUGUAUAAUCAUCUGUAGGCAAGAGUUCAUGCAUCUGUAUAAAAACAAAACAUUUAUUACUGUAUCAGUGUUAGAGUUGAAAAUGGAAAGAAAAUGCUCAUUGAGAAGUACGUCCCCCUGAAUCUCUUGGCAGCUUGAGGUUAGAAUGAAGUACAGCUUAGUCAGAGACCAUUCGUGCUUUCAAUGGUUAUACUUUAUGACUAUAAUUUGCAGAAACUGUAACAAUAAACUGGCAAUAUAUAUAUAUGGCCUGGAUCUUACUUUAUUUCAAACGGGUGGAGGAAUGCAGCUUUUUAUCAGUCCGCCCCCAUACAAGCUGGGGAACCAUACUUGGAUAACAGUUGGAAAAUCUGGCUUAUACAGACACAUAGUAGCACAAAGUCAUCGAAUUUCAUUUAUUGCCUCAAAACUAUUGUGGGUUUCUUUUGGUUUGUGUAGUUUUCAGAAAAGUGCCAUCUUAACACACUGGUUUGUACGCUUGGUUUAAGCCAAACUAAAUACCUGACUGCAUUGUACAGAUAUUUAUGGUGUCAUUUGCCAUGUGUGUUACUUUAUCGUAGGCUGUGACAAAGCGAUUAAAACCAGAAACAAUCCACUGAGCUGCUGUUGCAUUUACUUGUUUUAAUAUUGCCCAAAACAAUGUCAACCUUUUCAGAGGAGGAUAAAGUCUUGUAACUAAUUUAUAAUGUGUGACAUGCAAAUGGUGGUAAGUCCUGGGAACUAGUCAUAAAGCCUUUCAUGCUUUGGAAAUCUGCUUGGACUUUAUCAUUUAGGCUUUGAAAGACUGCUGUUGAUUAACUAAAGGAAAAAGAAAGAAGACGUAAUAUCCUUCGCAACCAUAGAACAUUCCAAAAUACUUUAUAGAUGUUGAAGUAAAUUUAAAUGUGGUCACCAUGGUAGGAAAAACAGCGAGCGAUUUGUGUGAAGGCUAGUCUUACAAACAACAAUGUAAAAAUAAAUAGAUUAUCAGCUUUGGUGGUUUUAGUUGAGUUACAAAUGUGGCUAGGGCAGUGGAGAAAACUCUCUUCAAAGUGUAGGCAGGUCAUGGUUUAAUGUCAACCUGCAAGAAUGCAACUAUAAUAAUACAGUAUUUCCCUUUGAUUAGCUUAGUUUAGAGAUAGAGCGCGGAAGCAGGCCCUUUGGCCCACCGAGUUUGCGCCGGCCAGCAA
Messenger RNA from Leucoraja erinaceus (little skate), 5727 nucleotides. RefSeq names its product solute carrier family 22 member 15 (gene slc22a15). The record is from RefSeq and is a predicted model, not a curated record. NCBI's taxonomy places the organism in Eukaryota, Metazoa, Chordata, Chondrichthyes, Rajiformes, Rajidae. Gene Ontology annotation, molecular function: transmembrane transporter activity. The coding region runs from base 31 to 1530 and encodes 499 amino acids. Gene Ontology annotation, biological process: transmembrane transport. Gene Ontology annotation, cellular component: membrane. The transcript has 12 exons.